AUGGACGAAUAUUCUUCUUUACAUCGAGAGAUCCACUCUCUAACAACUCUAACUUCCCUCAUCUUCCAGCGACCCCCGGAAUGCAUCAACUAUGGCCAACUCGGUGACGACAAACCAUCAUCCAAAGAACCUGAACAGGGAACCGAUGAAGAGCUGGACAAAUUGUCUGGAGAAGCAGAAUUUGAAGAUGAAGUGCCUACCGACGACUCGACCGCUGCCCUUGUCUUGAAGCGACGCUCGUUGGAUCGCCUUGCUGAGAUCCUAGCCAGGUUUAAGACAGCCAAAACAGGCCCAUAUGGGAAGGGAAAGAGGAGCCAGGGCAACAUUGAUGCAAAGCAUGUCGCGAGUGUAGUUAUGGUGGAGGACAGUAGUCUUCACCGUGUAACCUUUUUGUGUUCCAAGAAUGAGGGCCUUCAAGAGGAGGACGAAGUGUUCCUCGGCAGGCUAGGCGAGCUGCUUUCUUUUAUUUUGAACGAUAGUCCAGAGGAAGCCCAUGAAUCACAGGUGUUUGAUCUCAUAUUUGAGCACAACAGACCUCGAGUUGAAUAUUACUCGGUAGCAGUUCGACAGGCAUUUGAGCAGGCCUCUAAGGCCAAACUGUCUGAUACGCUCACGGCAGAUGUUAUGAAACAUGUAGUACCCCAGACACUGGAGGCAAGGGAGUGGGAAGGUCUUAUUAUUGGCAUCGACGGGAGACAACCCGAACUCUCGCGGGAGGCUCUCGACUGCCUCUCAGACGAAGAUAGGGAUGAAGCGGUGGUAGAGGUAUGCGUUAGUAUCCAGACACUUUUCGGGAUGUCUGAUCUUAGUACCACGCACUAUGACGAGCUACGGGAUUUCCUCAGGCGCUUUUACACCAUCAUCCAAAAUCCCAGACAGCGGCCAGCCCUGAAGAAUCUACUUAUGCAAGCGCUACAUGGACACAAAAAGCUUUUCAAAAAAGCUUGGGAUGCCCUUCUCUUCCUCGCUCGAACUUUCCACGCCGCAGUAACAUUAGUCAAACUGGCUUCAAGACUUAAGCUGGAACAUUUCAAUUCCUUUGGGUUCAUCUUCGUCCCAGCUUCCAUAUUCCAAACUAAGAGUUACCCUCCACUGGGCAAAGGAUUACCGCUGGACGACUUAAUGGCACUCCAGUGUCGGCCACAGCAUAAUGGGUGGGUAGGACUUUUGCAAGACCAAGGAACUAUCAGAAAUUAUAGAAAAUUACUGCGUAUUCCCAGAUCAGUUCACGCGGAGGUUCAGCUGAUGAUGUACCUUGAGAGUCGCUAUUCUGAUAGCGUCGACCAGGUCUUUCCCUAUAUCGGAUGUAGCAAGAAGUGCUGCUUUUUCUGUGACAUGUUUCGAGGGGUUCACGGGAAGUUCUGGGCGCGUGGAACGCAUGAAACGGUCUUUCCUAGGUGGGGAUUACCGCAAGAUGUAUUAGCAGGUGGCAGCCUAGAGUGGCUUGAUCAGCUGAUGAGCGAUUUUGCUGCAUCUCUGAGAAGAAUGCUGCAUAAGGUGCUCAGCAUGCCAUAUCCUCUUCCCCACAGAAACCUAUGUCAGCAAUCCUCGGCAGCGUUAUCCACGGCGCAGGCCAGGCAAGACGAUGAACCAAGAUAUUCUGAAAAACCUUCAACCCUAAGAAGUCUUAUGGUUCCGGGUGCCUUCUCUGCUGCUGAUAGACAAGUUCAGUUUUCACCUGUAGCUGGUAAACCAGGAUACGCCAAUUUCCUAGCGCCGAGUAUGCCGCACAUUAGCACCCAUCUGCCAAUUGACCAGGCUGAGAUGUACAAAAUCAAUCACGACAGAAGACAAUGCUCAUUGGAACGAAUAGAUGAGAUGCCACCGCCUGUGAUCACCAACGCCAAGCUGUGCCGAUAUUGCAGUAGACCAGCUGGAGCCAGAUGCUCGGCAUGUUGGACACAGUACUGCUCCCACACUUGCCAACGGCGAGAUUGGCAGAGGCAUGUCUUCAUUUGCCGGACACCGAACCGCCCCAUCGACAUUGACUUUUUCAGACUGAUUAUCAGACGUGUAAAGAGGGCAAUGACGGGCGACAAUCAGCAAAUUCUUCAGGAUUCACUUCUCGAUCUGUUUGCUGAUGAUUAUAUCUGCUGCAGGUUUGGUUUUAACAACUGCUCGAAUAUUGUCGAGGCUCUCCAUCUCGUCUGUCUUUACGAUGCUGUGCUAGUCAGCUGUCGCUCUCCUGUCAGAGUCCUUAAUAAGUACCAGGAGGCUGGAAGGCUUGGUGAAGUUCUAGAGCUCUUCUGUGAUUUACGUAUCAAGCAGAACCCCGGACAGCCGCAGUGCGACUGUAUAACAUGGUACCUAGAACGCCUCAAAAGAGGACCGUUUCCAAUCCCCAACAUGGAGAAGGAUGUUUACGGGAUUUGGGAGACAGCAUUUGCCAAUGCAAUAGAUCUUCUGGACUUGUACGACAAAUUCGAAAAGGGAUGGAGAUUAACCCCCGGGCAGGCUGAAGUCUUCAAACUGUUCAUAGCCAUACAACCUUCCAUCUGGCAAGUUCCAGAUAUCCACUCCUCGGCCUGGAUCAGCUUUGGCUUCUGCUACUGCAAGUCCUUCCGACAGUGCCAGGAGCUCUCUGUCAAGUAUCUGUUGCUGGCUGCCUCCAGCGCGACCUUUGACGACAUAGUCUCCGCAUAUGAAACCUCCACGAUGGCAGAAUUGAUGGCAGAACAUGGAAUUGAUCUGUCGAAUCUAGCUCAAAACGGAAUCCGACUCAAAAGGCCUUCUGGGACGAUCUACUCUGUGUUCAGGCUCAUGAGUGGACUUGAUCACCCAUAUCACCGCUACUUCGAAACACAUCUCGAUCCUGAGUGUGAAGUAGGCUUCGGCUUCGAUAUGACCAACAGCUGGGAGAGGUGGCAGCUUCUGAAUUUCUACCGGCAUGUAUUCAAGUUACCAGGAUUCGAUCCCCGAGCGAUGGCAGCAGCGAAGGACAGCCAUGAAUACGGAGCCCUUGAGCGGUAUCUUGACACUUUGGUUCCAGAUAUGAGACUGAAGAUCUUUGAUAUGGAUCGAGCAGCGUCUUUUCUAUUCCCUAAUCUCGGCGCAAGGAUCAUGCUCCCGUGCACGCUGUGUGGUAUCAGCUUCAACAUCUCACGUAUCCGGACCAUCGAUGAGCCCUACUCAGGGGCGUGGUCCGCAGAAGACUCGACACAAUUUAUUUGUGCCCUCGAUGAUUACGACGACGACGGCAAUGACUGUGGUCAGUGUAUCACCACUGAGACAGGCUGUGUUUGGCUUGUUCGCAACUCUCAGACUAUAAAAAAUGGCAUUGAUCAGUCAGAGGAGCCACAGUAUAGAUUCCUAUUCUUUGAAAUGGAUGAUGGCCACCUCCCCACGGUCGGACAAACACUGCCGAUGGGCGAACGGUUGGAGCAAAAGGCAGGUCGCAUUGGCAUAAGAAGGGCUCAUCUUGAACAUGUCGCUGGUCCGGGAUGUCGUUCUACACUGGGAUAUUCCGGGACCACCAUCUCUCAGGAGGAGAUGCGAGGCUGCCACACUGGGCAGGGUCUGGUCUACCGCGACGAGGACGAAGAGUCCGCGCCAGAUGACCUGGAAUGCGAAAUUAACAGCGAUUAUUUCCUCUCGGGGCUCGUGGACUGCAUGCCGUAUGUUGAAACUGUGGGUGGGGAUGUGUUUCCCGCAAGACAUGGCUACGAUUGGAUUGAACCGGCGGACCCGUUCAAUGAUGGGUUUGAACGCUACAGAGCACUGCCGUUCCAUCCAUGGUGUUUCGGGGUGUACAUGAAACUCUCCAGACUUCGACUUGGCCGUGUCGAGAUCAACGAUCUCGUGGACUACUUUGACAAUGUCGAACGUUUCCCACGCCAAUACUAUGACGAGCCCGAUCCCGCCGUUCAGAAUGCGGCCGGUGAAUCGUGGGUUCAUGUGAAGGGCGAUGAAUGGCUCGCCGCGAACCCGUUCUACGUGCCCAGGCUUCGGGAGAUCCUGAAGCGAGCGAUGGAUACUGGACCGUCAUUCAGUCCUCAGGAUGGUGCAUUUGAGCCUCUUAUAUCGUUGACCCACAAAACACCCGACCCAUUUGCUCGAUUACCACGAGAAAUACUGGAUAUGAUUAUUAACAACCUCUCCACGAAAGACAUUGCAUCACUUCGUCUCGUCUCACGGCAGUUCUACCAGCUGCACGUCUCACUCUGGCAUCGCCUGAUCCAAGAGGAAAUGCCUUGGUUAUGGGAGGUCUGGUCUACUGAGAAGCCCUACUUCUGGGCGACAGUCACUGCAGAGGAUAUAAAACAGAAUAAAGGGGAGACCAGAGUUGAGCACGGAGAGGAGAAAGUGUUGACACAUAAAAUAAGCGUUGAGGAGCAUCUGACCAAAUGGACAAUGCCAAUGCCUACACCGAGCCCAACGAACUGGUUUCUCCUGUAUAGGGAUAUUAAGCGACAUUGGACCGAGUUGAAGGGCCUGCGGAACCGACGAAGGAUCUGGAAUUAUCAGGAGGGUAUGAUUGCAUCUUUGAGGUUGUAUAUGAUGGGCUUUGAGGGUUAUCUGCUCGAUGAGGAAUCGAUAUCUAGCUCUUCCUCCCUAUAA
Aspergillus nomiae NRRL 13137 is the source of this 4557-nucleotide messenger RNA. RefSeq lists its product as uncharacterized. The transcript is spliced from 6 exons. Bases 1 to 4557 code for a protein of 1518 amino acids. NCBI's taxonomy places the organism in Eukaryota, Fungi, Ascomycota, Eurotiomycetes, Eurotiales, Aspergillaceae. Gene Ontology annotation, molecular function: protein binding. The record is from RefSeq and is a predicted model, not a curated record.